AUGGCUAAAUUCUGGUGGGGAAAGAAGGAGGAUGAAAAGAAAAUUCACUGGAUAAAAUGGAGUAGAAUGACAGAUAUCAAAGUUGAAGGGGGUCUGGGAUUCAGGGAUUUGCAGGACUUUAACUUGGCAUUGUUGGGGAAGCAAUUAUGGAGAAUUUUGAUGCAGCCUAAUUUGCUGAUGAGUAGAGUAAUGAAAGCGAGGUACUUUGGUGGGAAAUCCAUUUGGGAUGUACAGCCAAAAGGAUCAGACUCAUGGUGCUGGAAGAGUUUACUGAGUGCCAGAGAAAUGCUGGAGGAAGGACUAAGAAGGACGGAAUUUGAGGAGAAAGACAGGUUGCAGAUACUAAAGAUACCUCUGAGUCUGGGGAAGGUACUGGAUAGGAUCUACUGGGCAAAGUCAAGUUUCGGUGUAUACUUUGUCAAGACUGGCUAUAAACUAAUCAAGGAAAUGAAGAGUAGACAGUAUCAACAUAGAGGAGCUUCAGAACCAAGUAAUAGUAGGACGAUCAAGUCUCAGAAUUGGAUUUUUCUGUGGGGUUUGAGCAUGCCAAAUAAACUCAAACACUUCAUCUGGAAAUGUUUCCAAGGAAUACUGCCAACUAACACAGUGGUGAAGGGAGAGUCUGGUAAGGGGGACCAUAUGUGCAAGUGCUGUGGAGAUGGCUCUGAGACAUUAGAGCAUAUGUUUUUUCUGUGUUGUAAUGCUAGAGCAAUUUGGAAGGUGGCACCAUUGAGGGGGGGAGCAAAACAUGACAAUCUGGUAGCAGGAGAGCAGGAGAAGGGCAGGAGAUGGGAUACACCGCAAGCUGGCUGGAUCAAGCUCAACACUGAUGCAGCUCUGGACCAAAAACUUAACAAGGCAGGGUGGGGUAUAGCGGCCAGGAAUAGCUCAGGGGAACUGGUAGGUGCAUGGACGAGGCCAACUGAAGGCUGUGCUGAGGCACAGGUGGAGGAAGCUUUGGCAAUAUGA
Molecule: messenger RNA, 969 nt
Organism: Coffea arabica (coffee)
Lineage: Eukaryota; Viridiplantae; Streptophyta; Magnoliopsida; Gentianales; Rubiaceae
Source: RefSeq, a predicted model, not a curated record